Histoplasma mississippiense is the source of this 1167-nucleotide messenger RNA. RefSeq lists its product as hypothetical. The transcript has 2 exons. The record is from RefSeq and is a predicted model, not a curated record. Lineage: Eukaryota; Fungi; Ascomycota; Eurotiomycetes; Onygenales; Ajellomycetaceae. Bases 1 to 1167 code for a protein of 388 amino acids. Gene Ontology annotation, molecular function: phosphatidylinositol transfer activity.
AUGGUUGUAGAGACAAACGGUGCUCCAACACAAGCUGCGGAAACGCCUGCUGACCCCGUCGAUAAGGUUGAAACAAACCAGGAUACUCCCAAGAAAGCUCCAAAAAAUGAAACUCCCUCAUCCCCAACUGCGGCUGCAGAUGGAGUCAUCAAAACGCCGUUUGCGUCGCCCUUAGAAACCUGCAAGCCAGAGCCUCCUGCAGAGUUAACCUCUGAACAACAAUCGAAAUACGAGCAGCUUCUUACGACUGUUUCCGAAUGGACGACAGUUCCUACUACGACGGCAAAGAAUGCGCCCACGGAGCCUAUCACAGACGAUGAUCGUAUGUUCCUGACACGCGAAUGUCUGCUUCGAUAUCUCCGUGCUACCAAGUGGGACUUGAGUGCCGCCAGCAAUCGACUCAGGGGAACUCUGACCUGGCGCCGUGAGUAUGGCCUUGACAAACUUACACCCGACUAUAUCUCGGUUGAGAACGAAACAGGCAAGCAAGUCAUUCUUGGAUACGAUGUGAAUGCUCGACCAUGUUUGUAUCUGAUCCCAGCCAGACAGAACACUGAGUACAGUGAGCGACAACUGGAGCACCUUGUGUUUAUGGUGGAGCGUGUUAUCGACCUCAUGGGCCCUUAUCAAGAAUCUUUAGCAUUGCUGGUGAAUUUCAGUGAUAUGCGAUCAGGGCAAGGCUCAACAAUUGGUCAGGGCAGACAAACGCUGAGCAUUCUCCAAAACCACUACCCAGAACGCCUUGGUCGGGCUCUCGUCGUCAAUAUACCUUUCCUGGUUCACGGAUUCUUCAAGCUUCUUUCGCCAUUUAUCGACCCGCUGACGAGGACAAAGCUCAAGUUUAACGAGGACCUCCGUAAGCACGUUCCACCUGCGCAGCUGCUCAAAACCGUAGGCGGAGAAGUAGAAUUCGAGUAUGAUCACUCGAAGUACUGGCCAGAACUGAACAAGCUGUGUGAACAGCGACGAAAGGGGUACUUUGAGAGAUGGAUCCAAGGCGGCAAGAUCAUCGGAGAGCAUGAAACCUAUCUGAAAGGCGGACCCGACAAGGGCCGCAAUGCAAGCCAGGCAGCGGUUCCAACGGUUGAGGGAAAGACGGAACGCUUGGAGGUCAACCACCCCCAAGCCAACAACGAGCAAUCCGGCGACGCAAUCACGCCAGCAUAG